GAGGGCCGGUCGGCCGUGCCUGCCCGCCCUCCUUUUCCUCCUCCCUCCUCCUCCUCCUCCUCCUCCUGCUCCCUCUUUCCCAUCCCCGCUUCCCCGCCAGGAUCAGCCGCGGCCGCCGCGCCUGGGAGCUGGGCACCAUGUCGGGGCAGAGCCUGACCGACCGCAUCACGGCGGCGCAGCACAGCGUGACGGGCUCGGCCGUCUCCAAGACCGUCUGCAAGGCCACCACGCACGAGCUGAUGGGCCCCAAGAAGAAGCACCUCGACUAUUUAAUACUGUGUACGAAUGACAUGAACGUAAACAUCCCACAGUUGGCAGACAGCCUAUUUGAAAGGACAACUAACAGUAGCUGGGUAGUAGUCUUCAAAUCUCUCAUCACAACUCACCAUCUCAUUGUUCAUGGAAAUGAGCGUUUUACCCAGUACUUGGCUUCCAGAAACACAUUGUUUAACUUGAGCAAUUUCUUGGACAAAAGUGGAUUGCAAGGAUAUGAUAUGUCCACAUUUAUUAGGAGAUAUAGCAGAUAUUUGAAUGAGAAAGCAGUUUCCUACAGACAAGUAGCUUUUGACUUUACAAAAGUAAAAAGAGGAGCUGAUGGAGUCAUGAGGACAAUGAAUACUGAAAAACUGGUAAAAACUGUACCAAUUAUACAAAACCAAAUGGAUGCACUGCUUGAUUUCAAUGUCAACAGCAAUGAACUCACAAAUGGUGUAAUUAAUGCAGCCUUCAUGCUCCUUUUCAAAGAUGCCAUUAGACUUUUUGCAGCAUAUAAUGAAGGGAUUAUUAAUUUGCUGGAAAAAUACUUUGACAUGAAAAAGAACCAAUGCAAGGAAGCCCUUGACAUAUAUAAGAAGUUUCUAACUAGAAUGGCAAGAAUUUCUGAGUUUCUCAAAGUUGCAGAGCAAGUGGGGAUAGAUAGAGGAGACAUACCAGAUCUUUCUCAGGCACCAAGUAGUCUCCUGGAUGCUUUAGAGCAGCACCUGGCCUCCUUGGAAGGAAAGAAAAUCAAAGAUUCCACUGCUGCUAGCAGGGCUACCACGCUUUCCAAUGCCGUUUCUUCCCUCGCAAGUACUGGCCUCUCGCUCACCAAAGUCGAUGAAAGGGAAAAACAAGCUGCAUUAGAGGAAGAGCAGGCCCGCUUAAAAGCUCUAAAGGAACAGCGUCUAAAAGAGCUUGCCAAGAAACCCCACUCGUCUUUAACCACAGCCUCUUCGCCCGUGUCUAAUGCUGCAGGAAGUAUAAUGACCACCCCAGCUAUCGAUAUUUUUUCCACCCCCAGCUCUUCAAACAGUUCAUCAAAGCUGCCAAAUGACUUGCUUGAUUUACAGCCAGCUUUUCACCCAGGUGUGAAUCCGAUAUCCUCCGCACCACAAGUGGGAGGGACCUGGGCAGGGUUUACACCAUCUUCUGUUGCUCCAUCGCAGCCAUCAGCAGGCCUUAACGUCGACUUUGAGUCUGUGUUUGGAAACAAAACUUCAAAUGCAUCAGUGGAUUCUGGUGGCUUUGAUGAAUUAGGUGGACUUCUAAAACCAACAGUGGCUUUUCAGAACCAGAAUCUUCCAUCUUGCAAAGCGCCACCCAAUAAGUUAGUAUUAGAUGACUUGGAUUCAUCUCUAGCCAACCUUGUAGGCAAUUUGGGCAUUGGAAAUGGGACAACGAAAAAUGAUGUAAACUGGACCCAGCCAGGAGAAAAGAAAUUAACAGGCGGUUCCAACUGGCAGCCCAAAAUCGCACCCACCACUGCUUGGAAUGCUUCAACCAUGCAGAAUGGCAUGCAUUUUCCACAAUACGCACCCCCUGUCAUGGCCUAUCCUGCUACAACGCCAACAGGAAUGAUGGGAUAUGGAAUGCCAUCCCAAAUGGGAGGAGUACCAGUAAUGACGCAGCCAACUUUAAUAUACAGCCAACCUGUCAUGAGACCUCCAAAUCCUUUUGGUCCUAUAUCAGGAGCACAGAUCCAGUUUAUGUAAUCCAGUCUGUAUGCCAGGCGGAGUGGAUGGAGCGAGGGGGGAAAAAAUCCCAGAAAGACCCGUGUGCUCAAGUGACCAACCCUUUUUUUGCAGCUCGGUCCAAACGGAGGUUCUCUCCCAGCUCUCCAGUAGAAGAGACUCAAAUCAUGCAGAAGCCCACGACAAAGCCCUCUCGGCCAACUUAAGGAAAUCUCAGCACCUUCGGCGUGGUAUAAAGCCAAGAAUUGCCACAAAUUUGGUGUGGGAUCUUUUUUCUAUUCCUCUCCCCUUCCCGCGGUAACUUAACAUGUUAGUAACUCCUGCCCCCCCCCCCCCUAUUUUAUAACAUUGAUUUGGUAACCUAUGAAAGAAGCUACCUAUUCUGCUAAUUGGUGUUCUGGAAAGCGCUCUUGGGAAUGAAGAGCUGGGCGCCUGGUUUUUCCUUAACUUCAGUGGCUUUUCUCUCUAGAGGAUCAAAUCCUAACACUUUUUAUUCUACAGCCCCCUCUCUCCAUUUCGUCACCAACGUUAGACUCCCUUACCGAAAAAGUUUUAACUUAAAAAGGAGAACAGGAAAAAAAAACCAACCCAACCCACCGAUUUAUAUAUUCCGUUUGCAUAGACAUUCCUUUAUGUAUUAUUGUUUGUAUUUAUUUAUGAUUAUCCGUUUAAAAUGACAAAAUGUAUCACAAAUCCUCCUCCUCCUCCUCCCCGGAGAAACAAACGCCGAUGUAUACUAUGGGUCUCCCGUUAAAAGAGUUCGUCUCCUUUUAUUAUUAUUAUUAUUUUAAUCCACCGGAAGAAUUUCUAGACAAUUCUCAAUCCACAACUCCUGCCCCGCGGAAUAUUGGGGCACGUUUCCAGCAGGUUGAAAAAUGCCCCCUUUGUGGAAUACCCUCCAGGAAUUAAAAGAGCAAUCGAUCGACCCGACAAGACGGAGUUGCCAGUUCUGCUAAAGAUUUGGGGAAGAGGGAGGGGGGAACAGCUGACUGGUGGGAGCAUGGUUGUCGUUUCCCCCCCCCCCCCCCCCCCCGACCAGGAGUUCUCCUCCGGUGCUUUGAGAAAAAGCUUUUCCUUGCUUUGUGCUUGGCAUGCCAUUUAUCUUACACUUGACAUAACAGCCUUUUCCAAAUGAAUGUGAGGAAUUGCUUUCACUUUCAAAGACUUUCCUUCUCUGUAUAAAAGAAAAAAAAAA
Messenger RNA from Thamnophis elegans (Western terrestrial garter snake), 3144 nucleotides. It is a transcript of the gene PICALM, whose product is annotated as phosphatidylinositol binding clathrin assembly protein. Bases 138 to 1970 code for a protein of 610 amino acids. Gene Ontology annotation, molecular function: SNARE binding; clathrin heavy chain binding; 1-phosphatidylinositol binding. The transcript is spliced from 20 exons. Gene Ontology annotation, cellular component: extrinsic component of presynaptic endocytic zone membrane; clathrin-coated vesicle; synaptic vesicle. The record is from RefSeq and is a predicted model, not a curated record. Lineage: Eukaryota; Metazoa; Chordata; Lepidosauria; Squamata; Natricidae. Gene Ontology annotation, biological process: clathrin-dependent endocytosis; clathrin coat assembly; synaptic vesicle budding from presynaptic endocytic zone membrane.